Molecule: messenger RNA, 1975 nt
Organism: Brassicogethes aeneus
Lineage: Eukaryota; Metazoa; Arthropoda; Insecta; Coleoptera; Nitidulidae
Source: the annotation of a GenBank genome assembly
AGUAGUCAAGAUUAUUUUAUUGCAGAAACAUCAAAAAUAUAAAUAGAUUGUUUGGAAGUCAAAAUGGAACAACCAAAGAACGACGAUUUACAAGAUGGUAUGUCAGCUACUGAAAUGAUCAACAUGGGAAAUGGUCUAACUUAUAAUGAUUUUAUCAUUUUGCCUGGCUACAUUGACUUCUCACCCGACCAAGUCACCCUGGCCAGUCCUUUAACCAAAAAAAUCAACAUCAAAGCUCCACUUGUCUCAUCACCAAUGGACACUGUCACCGAGUCGGACAUGGCCAUCGCGAUGGCGCUCUGUGGAGGUAUUGGUAUUAUCCAUCACAACUGUUUGCCGAGCUACCAGGCCAAUGAAGUGCUCAAGGUGAAAAAAUACAAGCACGGUUUCAUACACGACCCUGUAGUAUUAUCUCCAACCAACACUGUUGAAAAUGUGCUGAACGUAAAAAAAUCGCACGGUUUUUGCGGUGUUCCAAUUACAGAUAAUGGCAAACUUGGCGGUAAAUUGGUCGGUAUUGUCACGUCGAGGGAUAUUGACUUUUUGGAUGAGGAGGGUAGCGGUACGGUGAAAAUCGAGCGCAUUAUGACCAAGUUGGAGGAUUUGGUUACAGCCCAAUCAGGUGUUACACUACCUGAAGCUAACGCCAUUCUCGAGAAGAGUAAGAAGGGUAAAUUGCCCAUUGUAAACGCCCAGGGUAAUUUGAUUGCGUUAAUGGCGCGUACUGAUUUGAAGAAGGCCAAAAGUUACCCCACCGCUUCAAAGGAUGAUAACAAACAAUUGAUCGUUGGAGCUGCUAUUGGUACCAGGGAAGACGAUAAAGCUCGUUUGGCACUCCUAGCUCAAGCUGGUGUUGACGUAGUCGUUCUAGAUUCAUCCCAAGGCAACUCCAUCUACCAAAUCGACAUGAUCAAAUUCAUCAAAACCACAUAUCCCAACCUCCAAGUUAUCGCGGGUAACGUCGUCACGGUAAAACAAGCCAAAAACCUAAUUGACGCAGGCGCAGACGCGUUGCGUGUCGGUAUGGGCAGUGGCAGCAUUUGCAUCACUCAAGAAGUAAUGGCCGUCGGUAGAGCUCAAGCCACCGCGGUCUACAAAGUAUCUCAGUACGCCAAACAGUACGGCGUACCUGUCAUCGCCGAUGGAGGUAUUCAGUCCAUAGGCCACAUCAUUAAGGCUUUAUCUUUGGGAGCUUCCACGGUCAUGAUGGGCUCGCUUUUGGCUGGAACUUCCGAAGCCCCUGGCGAGUAUUUCUUCUCUGAUGGUGUAAGGCUCAAGAAGUACAGAGGUAUGGGAAGUAUUGAGGCCAUGGAUAAGAAGGAUGCCAUGGGCUCUGCUAUGAGCAGAUAUUUCCAUAAUGAGGUUGACAAGCUUAAGGUGGCCCAAGGAGUAAGUGGAAGUAUUGUAGACAAAGGCUCAGUACUAAGAUUUGUACCAUACUUACAAUGCGGCAUCAGACACAGUUGUCAGGAUAUUGGAACCAAAUCACUUAAAGAUCUUAGGGUAAUGAUGUAUUCUGGAGAGUUAAGAUUUGAAUUGAGAUCAAAUUCAGCUCAGAUGGAAGGAAACGUACACAGCCUUUUCAGCUACGAAAAAAGAUUAUUUUAAACGAGAUCAUUCCUAACUGUACUUUUUAAAUGUUUUUCGUUCGUUAUUACUACUUAAACUUUAUUUGUGAUCAUUGGCUUUAACAUUCUUAUGUAUUUAAAUAAAUAAAAAACGUUCACACGCGCUUCAAGCAUUACCUAUAUGUGAUUUAAAUGGCCAAUAAUACCUUAAUUUUUUGACCAAAUCUGAAUAUUAUACAAUUCACUAAUCAAUCCUGUGGAUACAACAUGGUAUUAAAAUGUUAUUUAUUGUAAAAAAUUAUGUUUUAAUAGAAGUUUAGACAUAUUUGUGAGCCACAAGUUAUUUUUUAUAUGAUAUUACUCAUUGUAUGUAAAUGUAUUGCAUAUCAAACCAAAUAUAUGCAGAA